AUGGUUCUGAGAGGGUGUGCCACGAUAUUCGUUAAUAUUUUGAUUACUACUGCUAUCCUUCUAUCCUUUUUUACCUUUCCAACACCUGACAUUCCUCUACAAGUAGCGUCUCGUUUCACAGGGUAUCCAACCUGGCAUGGAAAACUUCAACAUUAUGUUCGAGAACAAACAGCAGCUUUACUUCCUUUAGCAAAUGAUGAAGAACAUUUACCAUCGGAUGAUGCAUCAAGUAUUUCACCAAAACUUAUUGACCAUCCGGAUCAACUUUUAUUGUUGAUCUUUGCUUCAUUUGUUCAUAUUAUUGGAAAUGCUUUUACAAUAAUUCUUUCAGGGGAUGGACGAGCGUAA
This is a messenger RNA of Dentiscutata erythropus, 348 nucleotides long. Lineage: Eukaryota; Fungi; Glomeromycota; Glomeromycetes; Diversisporales; Gigasporaceae. The record is from the annotation of a GenBank genome assembly.